Guyanagaster necrorhizus is the source of this 330-nucleotide messenger RNA. RefSeq lists its product as uncharacterized. Gene Ontology annotation, molecular function: transmembrane transporter activity. Lineage: Eukaryota; Fungi; Basidiomycota; Agaricomycetes; Agaricales; Physalacriaceae. Gene Ontology annotation, biological process: transmembrane transport. The annotation marks the transcript as partial. The transcript is spliced from 3 exons. The record is from RefSeq and is a predicted model, not a curated record.
CAGAGUCAGAUCCAGGCCACCGGACGAGUAUUCGACCUAGAGGUGUCAUGCAUGUACCUCCCGGACGUAAUGCUAAUCAGUUUCGAUGACUCAUCCACCGGUACGAGCUCGAUCAAGUUCAUCAAGCAAGCUCCGCGGCAAAUCCGCGACGCUUACGAGUCGUACUGGAAGGUCAUCCACGACGACCUUGCCGUCAGUGAUGCAUCCGGACAGCUUACGAAUCUCAUGAGCAAGAAACAAAUCUAUCCAUGGUGGCAGCUUAUGUGCUUUGGUGGGAUAUGCUCCUCUUCCAUCUCCAUCAUCAGUUUUGGGGGGAAGCUUCAUCGGUAA